UGUGAGAGGCCGGAAGUGCGCCCUCCCUGCUCGCCGUUUGAAAAUGCUGCCCAGGCAGUAGGACGUGCGGCUGCCACCCCUCCCCCCCGGGCUCGGAGGGGGAGCGACUCCAUGGAGCGGCCGUGAGUUUUACACACAGGCUGCGAUUUCUUCACUGCCAAAAUGACAUCACUUUCCACUUCUGCCCAGUGUUCAACAUCCGAGAGUGCUUGCGGGAUCUCUACAGAACGAAUCAACCAGGUACGACCAAAACUGCCGCUUUUGAAGAUCUUGCAGGCAGCAGGUGCACAAGGUGAAAUGUUCACUGUUAAAGAGGUUAUGCACUAUCUAGGCCAGUAUAUAAUGGUGAAGCAGCUUUAUGAUCAGCAGGAGCAGCAUAUGGUGUAUUGUGGUGGAGAUCUUUUGGGAGAGCUUCUAGGACGGCAGAGCUUCUCUGUGAAAGAUCCAAGCCCCCUCUAUGAUAUGCUAAGAAAGAAUCUUGUCUCUUUAGCCACUGCUACUACAGAUGCUGCUCAGACUCUCGCUCUCGCACAAGAUCACAGUAUGGAUAUUCCAAGUCAAGACCAACUGAAGCCAUGUGCGGAGGGGAGUUCCAGUUCCAGGAAAAGAGCCGAAGAAAACAAUAUUCCCACACGGCCUACCUCACAGCAUAAACGCAGAAACUCUAGAGAAGAUGAAGACUUGAUAGAAAAUUUAACCCAAGAGGAGACAUCUAGGCUGGACCUUGGGUUUGAGGAGUGGGAUGUAGCUGGCCUGCCUUGGUGGUUUUUAGGAAACUUGAGAAACAACUAUACACCUAGAAGUAAUGGCUCAACUGACUUACAGACCAAUCAGGAUAUAGGUACUGCCAUUGUUUCAGACACUACAGAUGACUUGUGGUUUUUGAAUGAGUCAGUAUCAGAGCAGUUAGGUGUUGGAAUAAAAGGUGAAACUGCUCUUACUGAUCAAGCAAGUGAAGAAGUAGGAAAAGUGGGUGACAAAAAGGUGAUUGAAGAGAGGAAAAGUGAUGACCCUGAGGACUCGAAGUCCUUAAGUGAUGACACUGAUGUAGAAGUCACCUCUGAGGACGAGUGGCAGUGCACUGAGUGCAGGAAGUUUAACUCUCCAAGCAAGAGGUACUGUUUUCGAUGCUGGGCCUUGAGGAAAGACUGGUAUUCAGAUUGUUCUAAGUUAACCCAUUCUCUCUCCACGUCCGAUAUCACUGCCAUACCUGAAAAGAAGGAAAAUGAAGGAAUUGACGUCCCUGAUUGUCGAAGAACCAUUUCGGCUCCGGUUGUUAGACCUAAAGAUGUUUAUAGAAAGGAAGAAAACUCCAAACUUUUUGAUCCCUGCAGCUCGGUGGAAUUCUUAGAUUUGGCUCAUAGUUCCGAAAGCCAAGAGACCGUCUCCAGCAUGGGAGAACAAGCAGAUAACCUUUUUGAGCAGAGGACAGAUACAGAAAACAUGGAGGACUGCCAGAACAUCUUGAAGCCGUGCAGCUUAUGUGAGAAAAGACCCCGAGACGGGAACAUCAUUCACGGGAGGACGAGCCACCUUACCACUUGUUUCCACUGUGCAAGAAGACUAAAGAAGGCUGGGGCUUCGUGCCCUAUUUGCAAGAAAGAGAUUCAGUUGGUCAUUAAGGUUUUCAUCGCAUAGCUGAAUCUGUGAGUUGCAGAGAAAUAAGAGAGCCACGUCAUAUUGGAAACACCAGUAUUGAGCACCUCUUUCUAGCUGAGCUAUUGUUAACCCCUGUGUUCCCGGACAUUGUUCCUCUGCACCUAAAUGGAAUUGAGCGUGAGUUCUUUAGAACUAGAUAAUCGAUUUUUGGGGGCUCCAUUAACAUGAAAACAAAUGCAAAUAAAUCACUUCAUUCUCCCUCCAAAGAGUAGGACAGAACCUGCUACCAGGACAAACAGAAAUGCAUUUAUUCAUUCACUUACCAAACUGAGAAUUAAUCCUUCUUUAGUUGAUUUUUAUUCCCCACCCUUCUGUUAGGGAAUGUUUUUCUGUUGUCAUAAUCCAAGGUUGUUAUUAGAAAAAUAUUAGCGCUAAUAAUGAAAACAUACAUGAUCUGGUUAGUCCAGUUAGGAGGACUGAGAGUCACUUUAUGUUAUAGUUAGGCUGCAUGGUUCAGAGAAGCCAAAAGAGAAAGUAUUGAAAAACAAGAGAUUUCUUCCAGGGAUGCCUAGUAUAGUGGUUAUAAGACAUUCUUUCUAACAUACCCCUAAAAUAAUUUCAAAGUAUAUAUAUAAUCUUUUGCACAUUUGAAAAAUGAGGUAUAGUUAGCAUGUAAUAAAGUAUUCCCUUCAUCUGAGUUGUAGAAACCUUGAGUAACCACCCUAAAUAAGCCAUAGAACCAGAACACUUCCUUUAGCCCCAUUGCAGGCCAUUCUUCAACCAGUUCAUGGCUCUCACUCUAUGUUCUCCUUUUGCACAUCUUUAAUUUGACAUCUAAGUUCUUUAAAAAUUUAAGUACUUAAAAAAGAUAUUAUGCAAUAUAGUGUAUAUUAUAUACAUGCUUUAAAGAUACUUGUAUCAAAGCCUUGGAGCUGUAGGCUUAGCUGAUUAAAUUUAUAGAAAAAGUCCUCAUAGAAACUGGCAAAGCCUGUCCUCAUUUCAAAAUGAAUCAGCCAAAUUAAAGUGUUAAUUCUAAUGACUACAUAGGUCUCUGGCCCAGCCCUCCUACACUUGAUCUUAGCCAAAAGGCCGAGAAGCAAUGCCAGCCCUCCUGGUGGUGGUUCUGAACUAGAGAAGGCAGAGAAGUUUCAGCCAAAGCUGUCUCUGUCUGGCUUUCUCGCUCCUGGUUGUCUUGGGAGGCCUCUUUGGCACCUGUAGGAUAGUUUACACCUGAAGCGGUGCCUCACCCAGUUCUGGGUGGGUCAGAGGCAGCCUUUCUUUCAAGAAUAGGGAGUAAGGCAAUUGUGACAAGGGAGAUAAUGAAAGAAAAGUGAUAGACUGGGAGAAGCUUGGUCAUGCCACGUCAAUUUUAGGACAAUACAUACAGAAAUGGAAAGUACCAAUGUCUGUUCAACUCAUGGAGAAAUACCACCUGCGUUGCUUGAACGUGCCCAGCUCCCCAGGGAUUGAUCCCAAGGACCAGGCCAUUUGAGCAGAUGUGCCCAGAAGCUCUGAUGCAGGUUUUCUACCGACUGCUUUUAGGUGCCUUGCCCUAAAAGGAAGGGCUUUGCCUCGCUGUUUGGUGCCAAACUAGAACAUAGACCAGACAGGCUCCCUUUAUUAUUUUAUUUAGUUUCCAGAGAGGAAAUUUUCUUAAUUUUAAGCCUUAAUGUACUCAUGUAUUCAAUGUCUCUUCUUUUGCACCUGAGGCUAGAUGACGCAGUUAGUGCACAGCCAGAGUUCAGAGUUGUCGCUGGAAUCUGAAUCUGUUGACGCAUAAAUCUUCACACAAUCCUUGUUAACUUUAUCAUUUGCUAAAAAUGUUCAGUGGUGAUGCAUAUGUAGGUCUUCUAAGUGAUAUUAGAGAUUAGGGGUUUGCAGCCAGGAUGGGACUUCAGAGCCUCUGAAAACAGCCCUGUAAGUGUCAUGCUUUUGUAGCCAAUUAGCAGAUUCUCCCACUGAGGACAGGGAAAGGGGGCAGCGUUGCUCCUGUCUCAGAAAUGAAGCUCACGUCUCUGGCUCUGCAGGCACUGGGAGGGCACCGGUUUUCACCCAGAAGCAGAACAGCCCUUUGAGUCAGGUGUUCUGUGAGACGCAGGUGAAUGCUCUGAAAGCUGAGAGGUAGUUUUCUCCUUCCUCCUCCCGCCCCGUACUCUCCUCAUGGUUUGAUAGCCUCGGUCUUAAGUUUUUGCCAGUGUGCCUUUGAGGUGAUUAAAAUCAGAGUUGGGGAUUUAGGGUCUGCAGUUGCAUCCUGUGAUACCAUAUAUAAAGAUGCAGCCUUUUAGAUAAAACUUAGGUAAGAAUCAAACGUUUUAUUUAUGUUUGUAGAUGUUUAAUGCUAAUUUUGGUACAUCCCUGCUCAGCGCAAUCUGGCACUACCCAGCAUCCCUUGCUUCCUGUCUGCUUCCCUGGGUUUCCCUGUCUCCAGUAGCGCUAAGUCCUUCGCUUGGCGCCGUCUGAGGGAAACCUCAUCUUCAGCUGCAGGAGACGUUAAACCUCCUCGAUUGGAUUUUGUUCUUUUUUCAUUGCCCCUGCGGUACAACUUCUUUCUCUGCCACAGAAGCAGGGUGUUGUUUCUGUGGAAGUCUUCAGGUUACUGUAAGAUGCUGCCGUCCAUCUUCAGCUGUGACGCGGCCCGCCAUCCUGUCUGCUUUGUUGCCACCGCCUGUUCACUCUCAGAUGUCUUCACUUGGUGGUAAAUUCCGUGGCUGCCCUGGUUACAAGCAGGCCAUGCCUGGGUGGAGACCUCGGCUGUGAGGAAGGCUCCAGAGCUGGUGGCAGUGCGGUCGGUGUUUGUGGUGCACAGCGCCGUGGACUGAAUGGUGACCUCACACCACCUUAGCAUUGGCUUCCUUAUUCUAGUUGCCAUUUACAUUCAUAUUUAUAAUGAUGCUAUCUUGGACAGGAAGUUCGGAACAGAGAUGAUAAAUUAUUAGACAAAUACUUUCUAAAUGACAGCUGCAAAGAUCUUUUCUCUCUUAAUAUCAGUUCACUUACCUUACAGUGUACCUGCCAGAAGUCAGUAUGCUUUUGUAUUUAAUACUUAAUCCAGACUUUGUAAAAGUUGAGACCAAGCCUUGAAACUGUUAUUAACCAUUUCUCCUCAGUCCACCUGGAGAGACCACGGGUUUCCAAUCCUAGGCUUGAACAGUGGACCAGAGUCCAACCAGGCCAGCCUCCACACUGCCACAGACUGUGUAAUACAAGACACUGCCAAGCAUUUGAAUAUACAGUUGUUUUCAUUAUAAUUUAUGUAUGUUUAGAUGUAUGUAAUGCUUUGUGGAUUAUUUGCUUUGUAAAAAUAAUUUGUUUUUAAAGGUUAGGAUCAUUUGUAACUUUAUUUGCAUGUGUCAGUUCAAUGCAAUAUUGGCUUUGAAAAGUCAUUGAUGAGAAACUGGUGGAUGUUGUUGGGUUCUACAAAGCUAUUGUAAUGUUACCUCUUGAUUCACUUUAGAAAGCAGAACGCCUGUUAACCAACUCGAGGGUUUUUUCUCUCUCACAGACUUACCUGGACUGAAAGUACAUGGCUUCAGAUACUGUGAAUCUGCUCUUUCCCAUUUUGCCGGUCAACUGCUUACGUUGUUUAGAGCCGCGUCCUGAAGCAGAACUCACUGUGCUGGUUCUCCCAGGCAGUGUGCAUGUCCGCGCAUGCGCACUGUCGAGAUUGAGGCUGCCUUUGCUAAAGGGGCUGUGGAUUAGGAACAAGCUGUGUGUAGAAUCUGCACUUCCGUGGGUAAGGAGCCUGCAAGCUCUCCCCGGUGCCCAAGUGAAGAUGUGUUUACAAAUGUCUGGGGUGUGCACUGUCGUUGGGAAUGCUGGAAUUUCUCAGAUUUACGAGUAGAUGAGUUACAGUUUAGCGUAGAAGGACAGUUUGAGGACAAAAAGGCUAAAUGGAAGUGAGCAUCUGAGUAGUUAAAGUCGCUCCCCAGGCCUAAUCUGGGGACAGUCUGAGGUGUCCUUUCUGUGGGCGGAGCUCUAGUUAUGUCUGCCAUUGCCUACCCUUCCUGUAUAGGAGCCCCAGGCUCUUCUCUCCCAUGGGAGAGUGUCCCAUAAGCAUGUUGAGAUCUUUUGAUGGAAUGCUGUGAAUUACGUGGUGAAUAUGGCGUUGCUCAACAAGGCCCACGCUUGAGUUCCUGCACCUUUCUCGUAGCCUUUUCAGUGACAGAACGUGGGCGGAGAGGAUUCAGAUCUGCAGAAAGUGGGACUCUCCUGGUGGCUCAUCUGAAGUCCAGGCGCGGCUUCACGUGCGGGGGAGCUCUCCUCAGGACUCUUCCCCAGUGCCUCUGGGAGCGAGCACAGCUGGCAGAGCUCCCUGCUUCCCAGUGUGGCGGGGAGCAUCCCAGAUACCUGAAAAGGGCCGAGCAGUGCUGUGAGGGCAGUUCCUUCCAGAGCAGGCCUUGCACGUUGGCAGGUGCUUCUUUGAAAAGGCCAUUAUCGUUCUAACGCUUUGAGAGUAUCAGCAUCUCAUUUCUCACCCGAGGCAUUUGUUUUCUGAGCAGUAAGUACUUUGAUGCAACAGGCACUUGCCCUCCGUUACUAUUAGUCUUAGAUCCUCUUGGUUCAGAGUUCUCUAUUUCUGGGUAUCGCCUCUAUACCAAAGGCCUCUGGUCCCCUCUGGCGUGGCGGUGACUAGGACCAUUCCUGUCUCCUGGUCGGUCGGCGGGAGCAUUUCACCGCACAGUCAGGUGGUGGGUUCUCACAGUGAGGAAGGGACACUUCUGUCUCGAGGGUGGAGGCCUCUGUGGACGCGGUACAGGGGCGCUGCUGUCCCCGGCAUCUGUGCCUGAAAAAUCGAAGCCAGCCUUCCCUCUCGUCCAGGAGAAAGCAUUUUUCCCUGUAGUUUGCCCCCUGUGUGCCCUGUUCCUCCCUUCUUCUAGAGCGAGCCCGUAGACAAUGUUGUAGAGGGGGGUGACGUGUUGUUGGCCUCCCCAGCACUUGGCAUGGCAGAAGUCAUGAGCAGCUAACUCCUGAACAGGACCCUGGGCCUGCAGCUGUGCACUCUGAAGUGCCUCCGAGGUGGAGUAGGAUUGUCCCACUGGCCCAGCUCCAGACUGGAACUUCUUAAGCCCGUUUUCUCUCAUCUGAAAAGUGAGCACACAAACCCUACCCUUUCUACCUCAUCGUUUGUUGUGGCGAUUUAAUCUGGAUUGCCUGUGAUUGCCUUGAAGAUGAUCGAAGAAGCUAUCGCGCUGUUGGUAGCCUGAGCUCUGGGGUGUGCAUGCGAGAUACCUCACGGCCUGCAAGCUGAGCACGAGCGCUCCCAUAUGCCCACCGGGCAGGGCCCCUCUUAGCCACGCUGCGAGCGCGCAUCCUUUCCUUGAUGAGGGAAGCCUGGCCUUUGGCUUCUCUGAGAGCAGAUUAUGUCCUGGUGGAACUGCCUAGCUGUGGUCUUGAACGGAAAUCCUACAUACACUUGAGGAGGCGGCAUAAAAUGCACUGCCGGAAUACAGACAACAUGGGAUUUCCCAGAUCUCUUUCACGAGGAGUAGCAGAUGUGGCUUCAGAAAAUGAGAAGAAAAGCCAGUUUGAAGUGACUGGUGGCCAGCUUACUCACUAAAUGAGGCCGGGGGAGGCACUGUCAGGCAUUCUUGCCUGAUUUUUACAAGCACUGCUAAGUUAACAGCUCCGUCUUGGUGUUUGCACUACGUCAUGCUUGUAAUACCUUUUGAUUUUAUUGCAUUUUUUUGCUUAUUAAAUAUUUUUCAUUUUGUCAUCA
Molecule: messenger RNA, 7315 nt
Organism: Lepus europaeus (European hare)
Lineage: Eukaryota; Metazoa; Chordata; Mammalia; Lagomorpha; Leporidae
Gene: MDM4
Product: MDM4 regulator of p53
Exons: 11
Coding region: 163-1638 (491 amino acids)
Biological process (GO): regulation of cell cycle; protein ubiquitination; negative regulation of apoptotic process
Cellular component (GO): nucleus
Molecular function (GO): ubiquitin protein ligase activity
Source: RefSeq, a predicted model, not a curated record